CCCCAAGACUGGAGGGGCAAUCUUUCCUUUGCAUCUUGUAAGAUUCAAAUAUUAAGAUGCAAGCGGCUGGAGUAUUUAGCACAGGGGCGGUCAAAGACCAUGCCAGGCAGGAGCUUAUAGACUUGUUGGACUCGGUGCGAGGCAAAAAGGGAUUGGUCAUAGAUCCUUCCUUGAGCGGGCCCUUGAGUUUGGUGGCAGAGUUUACAUUGUUAAAGGAGCACGGCGUGGAAAAGAUCUAUCAUUUGGCACCUGGAAAACUGGAUACAGACUGCAAAAGUCUAAUUUAUAUCUGCAGGCCUAAAGUUGGUCAUGUGAAAUGUAUUGCAGGCCAUAUUCAGACACAUAGUCAGCAUGGCGUGAAAAUCAGCUACAGUAUCUUUUUUGUGCCACGUCGCUCGCUAAUUUGCGAGCGGGUCCUGGAAGAGGAGGGUGUCUUUGGAGAUGUCAUCGUGGGAGAAUACCAUUUGGAUCUUUUACCUCUGGAAGACGAUUUGCUGUCUCUUGAGCUGGAUUCUGCGUUUCGUGAACUUUACUUGGAAGGGGAUACAACAGCCAUAUUUUGCAUGGCGAAAGCACUGAUGAAACUGCAAACCAUGUUUGGAUUAAUUCCGCGUAUUGUUGGGAAGGGCCAGUACGCACGAUCGCUUGCUGAUCUUCUCUUACGCAUGCGGCACGAAGUCCUCGCCAGUGCGGAGGAUGAGGAAGCUUCUGCUAAAAUUUUCCCUGGCUUCUCGGAAAUUGAUGCAAUGGUCGUUAUCGAUCGAACGGUGGAUCUCAUAACACCCAUGUCCACGCAGCUUACAUACGAGGGUCUCAUAGACGAAGUGUUCGGGAUUCGGAGCACCUUUGUCGAAUUGGACCCGUCAAUGAUUGGUGGUCCAAGCGCCGUUCCCUCCGGUGGUUCGUCAACCGCUCACACGCCGGCUGCUGCCACCAAAGCCAAGAAAGUACCUUUGAAUAGUUCCGAUAGACUAUUUGCACAGCUGAGAGACCUUAAUUUUGCCGUGGUUGGAGGUCUGCUGAGCCAAGUUGCGCGACGCAUACAUGAGGACUAUGAGGGACGGCACCAAGCCAGGACAGUCACGCAGAUCAAGGAUUUCAUCGGCAAGCUUGGGAAUCUCCAGGCGGAACAUCAAUCUUUGAAGCUGCACACCGGAAUUGCCGAAGAAGUGACGAAGUAUACAAGAGACAAGGAUUUCAACAGCAUGCUUGAGGUUCAACAGAAUUUCGUUGCCGGCAUUAUUAGUAAACCACACAUCGAUUACAUUGAGGAGCUCAUCGAUAAACAGACACCCUUGGUGCAGACUUUGCGUCUCCUCAGCCUGUAUUCUCUCGUAGAUGGUGGGCUCAAAACAAAACAGUACGAAAAUUUUCGCCGCGAUAUUAUUCAGACCUACGGCCAUGAACAUAUCCUCACUCUGCAAAAUUUGGCCAGAGUCGGCAUACUUCGUAAGCAGGACACAUCCCGGCAUGUUUACCCACAAAUACGGAAAGCCUUCCGACUUAUUGUGGAUGAUGUGAAUGAGCACCAACCGAACGAUAUAUCAUACGUAUACUCUGGAUAUGCACCUAUAUCCGUUCGAUUGGUUCAAGCGGCGUGCCAGAAAGGUGUAGGCGGCGGGAGCACCACCUGGGAGAAGUCAGUUGCCGGUCCGGCACCUGUUGGAUGGAAGGGAUGGGAAGAACCAAUGCGGCUUUUGCCAGGCCCGACAUUCGAAGAGGUCCAGAGAACCGGCGAUACCAGAGUCGUAGCGAAAGCAGUAAAACCUAAACAGAAGGUAACGUUGAUCGUUUUCCUGGGAGGCUGCACGUUUACCGAAGUGUCUGCGCUUCGAUUCCUUUCACAGCAAGACGAAGGACACCGGGAAUUCAUUAUAGCUACCACGAAUAUGAUCAGUGGAUCUUCAAUGCUAAAAUCGCUUAUGGCGAAUUUCAGUCGGGCACCUUUAAAUCCAUAGCCGAAGGGCAACGGAUAUGGUCCUAUUAAUUGAAGUCGGUUACAAUGUGGUAGCGAUUGGAAUUUUUUUGGCUACUAUCAGCGUGUAUUCAGCCCAAUGCCUAAUAGCGGAUAUCAUCUCCCAGUAGCGACUUUAUUUAAUAGCCCGUUACGUAUUCGGUAAAAUUCCUCGACAUCUUGGCUGAUGCUAGUCUUCCCAAUUGCUUGUAAUGCUGGUGUUGAUGGAACCAGUCCAUUUUCUGAGCAGUCGAGGCACGAACGAGAUCCCUCCCCCGGGCUGGUGUGCAGUGCGCUUGUUGGUCUCGAUGGGUUUCCAGGGCCAUAUCUCUCGACGCGGGAUGUUGAUGGUGAAGAAUGGCGUGACGGUAUCUUGGAAUCGAUGUGAAAGACAUGGGAUAUCGGGACGUUGGAAGUAAUUUGUGGUGUAGAAGAGCUAACAUUUGGAGGAUAUACAUAUUUCGGCAGCGCCUGCGGCGAGACAAUUGAUAUCAGAACGAAUACAUCCAGGGAAGAAGACCAUCGCCUUUCAGAGCGUGAACUCACAAUUCGCUGUCGCGUUGAACCUGGUCGGCCCCUGUCUGCGGAGUUAGCCAGUGGUGGUUCUGACAUGUAGUCAUUUGGUUCGGAAUGCAUAUUGUUCGGCCCUCCUAUCUCAAAUGCUUGGGCCAACUUGGCCGCGUAUGCUCCCGCGGUAGGCGCUGUCAUUUGAUACGUCUCCCAUACUGAGGCCGAAGCAGAAUUAGACGAUAUCACUGUCCUCGUCUCUUCAACGGACUUUGUGCUAUCGUACCGAGCACUUGCAGAUGUUUCUGCUCUGCUGGAUGAUAUUAUAGGCAUGGAAGACCACCUGGGACGCGAGGUCUCAAGCGUCGAACUUCUUUCCAACCUAGCCUCAUCAUUUUCUGAUUGCUGCAGUAAGGGAUCCUCCGUGGCAAGGUACACAUGUAUGUACCAAUACUCAAAAUCGCGCGUAAGCCGAUGCCGGGCUUGCUCGAGCAGGUGCUGCAGAUGCUCGAUCUCAAUUUUCAAGUCUUUAAGUUGCUGGUACGCUGCUUUGUACCUUUCGAAAUAUAUACUCGUAUUUAAGGGAGAAGCCAUGAUGGUCGUGUCUUCUCCGUGUCUUACCUGGCA
This is a messenger RNA of Spizellomyces punctatus DAOM BR117, 3088 nucleotides long. Its product is annotated as tethering complex ATP-binding subunit VPS33. The record is from RefSeq and is a predicted model, not a curated record. Gene Ontology annotation, biological process: vesicle-mediated transport; intracellular protein transport. The coding region runs from base 57 to 1958 and encodes 633 amino acids. Lineage: Eukaryota; Fungi; Chytridiomycota; Chytridiomycetes; Spizellomycetales; Spizellomycetaceae. Gene Ontology annotation, cellular component: fungal-type vacuole; CORVET complex. The transcript is spliced from 13 exons.